Molecule: messenger RNA, 1232 nt
Organism: Morus notabilis
Lineage: Eukaryota; Viridiplantae; Streptophyta; Magnoliopsida; Rosales; Moraceae
Product: AUGMIN subunit 1
Exons: 6
Coding region: 53-967 (304 amino acids)
Biological process (GO): spindle assembly
Cellular component (GO): cytosol; HAUS complex
Source: RefSeq, a predicted model, not a curated record
UUAAAAAAUCCGUUUAAAAGGGACGUCAUUUAAUUGCCACUGUGCAAGAGCAAUGAGCGAUUCCUCCGUAACCGAAGCCGCCAAGAGCGGCGGUGCUGGUGGCGGCAGUGGCACUGGAGGGGGGUCCGAGGCUUCUCGGAUUGGAGAGGUGAAGCAGUGGCUAGUGCACGAGUUCGGUCAAGCCGGGAAGGAAGUGCCGCAAUUCGAAUACACCCCUCGAUCCGUGGCUUAUUUACACAACCUUGCCACUCUCUCCCAAGCCAAAACCCAAGCUUCCAAGAUCCUUGCCUCCGAUUUCCGCCUCAAAGCCUCCGAAUACCGCUCUCAAGCGGCGCGAAUUAGGGAGAUUUUGGAGAAUGUAGGGCUUGCACAGGAGAGUUUAGCCUCGAAUGUUGUUGGAUCGGUUCAGGUCUUGGCGAAUGUGGCGAAUUUACUGAACAUCAGAGAUACAGAGCUAAGCAGUUUUCUAGUUGCAAUGGGAGAUAUUUCCUUGAGGAAGGCUAGUGUGGAGGAGAAGAGGGCCAAGGUGCAGAAAGAGUCCAAGGUUUUGUUGGAUUACACGCGAAAAGCUAUUGCAAGAUUAACGUAUUUGAAGAGAACGCUUGCGCAAUUAGAGGAAGAUGUAGCUCCCUGUGAGGUGCAGAUGGAGAAUUGGAAGACGAACUUGGCUGUUAUGGCUGCUAAGGAGAGACAAUACAUGCAACAGAGUGCCAAUUACAAGGCCAUGCUAAAUCGCGUGGGUUACACCCCGGAAAUAAGCCAUGGGGUAUUGGUUGAAAUGGCUGAGAACAGGAAGGAGUUAGAGAAGAAAACAAAGCCCAUCCUUGAUACUUUAAGAAGCUAUCAGGACUUGCCUCCGGAUAAGGCCUUAGCUGCUUUGGCAAUUGAGGACAAGAAAAGGCAAUACGCUGCGGCCGAGAAGUACCUUGAAGAUGUAUUGCAAUCAGCGCUUGCCCCUUCAGAGUAAUUCACCCGUAGAUAACUCACUGUUGUAUGACUGUCCUUUCUUUCUUUCUUUCUUUUUAUUUUAUUUUAUUUUAUUUGUUUCUUUUACUGCUAUGUUGCAUUUGAUGAUUGGAAGCAGCAGAAUUGUUAUUUUAUUAUAUUUUAACAUAUUCUCUACUUUUAUAUAUACCACAGAACAUCAAAAUUCUAGUUUUUGGUUAAAGAACGCCAUGCGACAGAAUUAAAGUUGUGUAAAGUUCACAUGCUUGAAAUGUUCUCUAGAAUUA